AUCGCGAAGCCGAAGCGAGCAGAGAAAGACGCGCGCGCUCGAGGAGGAGCGAACUGCGGAAGCUUCGGGGAGUGCGCGAGCGUUUACAGGCAGCGACCCUGCUUGCGUGGGAAGCAGGGGAGGCAGAAGCGGGGCAGCAAUCUCGACGCGUGGCCUGAUGGGGGAGCCGGGCAUCAGAGCGCUUCCCUGACUGCAAACAAGAACAGCCCCAAGGUGACGCCUGCUGCCGCGACGAGUUCCAGCGCAGGCGGUAGAAUUUCUGUGGAUGACCCUGUCAAAGAUCGCGCAGCGCCUCCAGGCCUGUUUCGCGGUCCGCCGGGGACGGCGCCGCGCUGCGAAUGGCGCAGCGGUGCAACAGGGGCCGCGCCUCUGUCUUCUUUUUUUAUGGCCUGGGCGUGCUCGCGCCCGCUUCUUCCCGCUGCGCCAGCGAUCUGCCCCGAAUGCCCAGCAAGCGGCUUCCCAUUGGGCGCGCCCUUCCGGCCCCAGUCGACCCCCAAUAUCCGCAGCGCAACUACUCCCGAGACACUCUGCGGCUCGGGGGUAUCCAAGACGCAGCCCGCAGCGGGGGCACUCUCUGCUUUACCGCGCCCCCUCUCCCCCACGCCGUCACCCAGGGGCGAGGGAGAGGUGCGCCGGCUCGCCUCGGUGGCUUUGCUUUCGUUCUUUCGAUCGUCGCCGGGCGGCCAGGGCUUCCCUGGCAGGGACAGCAGCCGGCCCAAAGAAAGAGAGAGGGGCGCGGGCGUGGCCAAAACCAACGGCCGGCGGGGGCCUCGAGAAGGACCUGAAGCGUGGAUCGACCAGCGCGCCGGAGAUAGAUUUCGACAAGGCGAACGCUGGCGCGGUUCUCGUGUAUUGGGCCCAGGCCGUCGAUCCCUGCCUCGCUUUACCGGCCCGCCUCGCUUGGCGACGAGCCGGCGCGCGCGCUUACGAUUCCCGCGCCCCCGGGCGGGGCGCCGGUGUCUUGCGGAGGGGCGCCCGUGAUUGGCCCCCCCCCCGAAUUAGGCCGGCGGGUUGUACGCGCUCCGCGCGCCACGCGGCUGCGAUUUUGGCGAGGCCCCUGCCCCCAGGGAAGUAAGUAGCCCGCCCAGGGAGCAGGGGCUUGGGGGUGCUCGCUUACGAAACAGGGGGCGCGCGCACGAAGGGCCCUGCAGUGGCCCGCGCGCGUCGUUAUUGAUGGAACCGCGGACGCCUCGGGUGAUCGAUGUCGCCGGUUAUGAGUGCCACUGCGUGCAGUUUCCAUCCAUCCGCGCCGUGUUGCCGUCGGGGAAGCUGUAUUUUCGCGCGGCACACGGGAAGCCCGAGCCGGGGCUCGCCGCGAUUGCUUGGUUGCGAAAAGGGCCAAAUCUUGCUCGGAGACGGCACGGCUUACGUUUUCGCAUCCAAAGAAGUUUGGGCGUCCUCCGG
Messenger RNA from Amoebophrya sp. A120, 1404 nucleotides. NCBI's taxonomy places the organism in Eukaryota, Dinophyceae, Syndiniales, Amoebophryaceae. The record is from the annotation of a GenBank genome assembly.